Gavialis gangeticus (Gharial) is the source of this 702-nucleotide messenger RNA. RefSeq names its product lipoxygenase homology domain-containing protein 1-like. Gene Ontology annotation, molecular function: protein binding. The transcript has 5 exons. Bases 1 to 702 code for a protein of 233 amino acids. The record is from RefSeq and is a predicted model, not a curated record. Lineage: Eukaryota; Metazoa; Chordata; Crocodylia; Gavialidae.
AUGAAUAAUGGAGAGGAAAUGCAGACCAAGGAGCUGGCUGGUGGCGAGACGAAGAAGAAAAAGCGGACAAAGAGAAAUGAAAAUGACAGCGAGGAAGAGCACGAGCGGGCAAAGAAGAAGAAGAAGAAGAAGAAAGCCAAGAAGGACAAGAAGGGGAAGGGAGACAGGAAGCAAGAUGAUGAGCCGGAUUAUGCGGUGCUGUACGAGCAGGAACUUCGGGACUAUCACUCUGAUUCUGGCAAUGAAAUGGAAGAUGAGUAUUACAAGAAGAGAGUUUAUGAGGUAGUGACUGUGACGGGAGAUGUGCGGGGAGCAGGAACCGAUGCUAAUGUCUUUGUUACUCUCUUUGGAGAGUUAGGGAUUACUCCGAAGACCCAUCUCACCAGCAAGAGUAGAAGUGCUUUUGAGAGGACCAAAACAGAUGUGUUCCGAAUAAAAACCUACAAUGUUGGACAAAUAAAGAAAAUAAGAAUUGAGCAUGACAACACCGGAAUGAAUGCAAGCUGGUUCCUUGACCGUGUGAUAGUGACUGACAUGAACAGACCUCACCUCCGGUUUUACUUUCCUUGCAACAACUGGCUGAGCAAGGAUGAGGGAGACAGACAGUUCACCAGAGAUCUGGUCGCCACCCUGAACCCUAUGGACAUGCCCAAAAGUAAGUGUUUCAUGAUAAAAUGGAGCUACCUGGUUCCUAAUCAGUAG